This is a messenger RNA of Vicia faba (fava bean), 1236 nucleotides long. Lineage: Eukaryota; Viridiplantae; Streptophyta; Magnoliopsida; Fabales; Fabaceae. The record is from the annotation of a GenBank genome assembly.
AUGAGCAAAAAUAAUUCUACUAUCACAAGUAACUAUGCUUCUGUAUUUUUCUUUCUUCUCUAUUUUGUAACCAUACUUGACAUGAACAUAGCUAAUGAGGUUGUGCCAACGUUAUACAUAUUUGGUGACUCAACAUUUGAUGUUGGAACCAACAAUUAUCUUAACUCUAGAACAAAAGCAAACAGCCCUUAUUAUGGGAUUGAUUUCCAUAACUCAUUUCCCACAGGAAGAUAUAGCAACGGUCUCAACGUUGCUGACCAAAUUGCUAGACGAUUUGGUUACAAGAAAAGUCCACCAUCGUUUUUGGAUUUGGAGAAACUUCAAUACAGUUUCAAACACAAUAUUAUGUUAGGUGUGAAUUUUGCAUCAGGUGGAUCAGGAAUUCUUAGAUAUACAGGCUACAAAAAAUGGGGAGAAGUGAUUUUCCUUGAAAAGCAGGUGCAACAAUUUUCAUUAGUGAGUGAAAAUAUCACUAAGAUAUUAGGGCUAGCAGAAGCAAAUAGUUUUGUUUCAAAGGCUUUGUUUCUCAUUAGCAUUGGUAGCAGUGACAUCUUCGAUUACGAACGAAAUGAAAGUGGAGUAUUUCAUUUAGGCAAGGAAGAAAAUUUAGCUCUUCUACAACUAAACUACUACACUUAUAUAAAGAAACUAUAUGAAUUAGGGGCUCGAAAAUUUGGGAUAUUAAGUGUUCCACCUAUAGGGUGUUAUCCUGCAGUAACUUCUAUCAAUGGAGGGAAUUGUGUGAAGCCGUUAAAUUAUUUUGUUGUUGCAUUCUAUAAAGCAACUCAAACUCUUCUGCAAAAGCUAAGCUUCGAGUUGGAAGGAUUCGAGUAUUCACUUGGCAACACUUAUGCAAUGUUCAAAACUAUGUUAAAAGAUCCAUUGGCCUUUGGGUUGAACGAUACAAAAUCGGCAUGUUGUGGAAUUGGAAAGUUGAAUGGAGAGGGACCAUGUUUGAAAGGCUUGAAAGAAAAUCAUUGUGGAUUUGGAAUGUUGAAUGAAGAUGAUUUGCUAGUGAAAUCCUUGAAUAACAAACUUUGGGGAAUAAGAAAGUUCUAUAGAGAGGAUCCUUGCAUAAAAACUUUGAAUAUUAGUCUUUGUGUGAAUCAUGAUGAUCACUUAUUUUGGGAUUGGUUGCAUAUCACUGAGAGAGCUUCGGAGGUGAUAGCUAAAAUGGUAUUUGAGGGAGGGGAUAAGUUUGUAUUUCCAAAGAGUUUAAGUCAAUUAGUUUCUUGA